CCCUGUCCAAGAUGUCCGCGCCCAUGGUAAAUCCCACAUUGCUUCAGCUUUUCAGCAAGGCGGCAUUGUAGCUGGAUUGCAUAGUUGUCUGAUGCGUAUUAUGAACAGUAGUUAAUAAUGCUGCAUCUAUACUUAAGUCCGGAUAUUUAGACUUCAAGGUUUUUCAUCAUGGGAAUUGAGUCUCUGCUUGAAUCGACGGAUGAAGAUAAGCCAAGCCAUGGACUGACCAGGAGGGGAAGUAUCCUGCUUGGAGUAUUCGGGGGAUUGUUUGUUGGGAUCUACACACUGACAGGUCCAUUUCUGGCUCCAGCCCUACGCAAAAUUUGCUUACCGUUCCUACCAGCAUCAUCUACACAGAUGAAAAAUGUGUUUAAAGCACUAGGCAGCCGUAAGGGAAGUUUACUGGACAUUGGGAGUGGAGAUGGACGAAUUGUGAUAGAGGCAGCCAAAAAGGGUUACAAAGCAUCUGGAAUUGAGCUAAAUAUGUGGCUGGUACUGUACUCUCGCUUGGCGGCUAGACGAGCAGGCAUGGUUACUAUGGCUACAUUCAAGCGUCAGGAUCUCUGGAAGACUGAUGUCAGUUCUUUUGACAAUGUAGUGAUAUUUGGUGUUAGACAAAUGAUGGAGCCACUGGAGCUGAAGCUGGAGAAGGAGUUGGGAGAGGACAGCAUGGUUGUAGCCUGUCGUUUCCGCUUCCCAAACUGGGAGCCAGUGAUGACCCUCGGUGAAGGAGUGGACACUGUUUGGCUGUAUAGAAUAAACAAAAUGUCAAUAACUCAACCAAGAUAACAUUAAAAUGUUAGGUAAUCUUAGGAUUAAUUUUUAAAGUGUGUGACAGUCAGGAAAUACUUGAAUUCAAAUCAACAAUCUCUUAUAAUUGACAGGUUGGUGCUGCUAGCUAAAAGUCUUGUUUACACAGGUUUCCUGGUUGUGUAGGGUCUGGAUUAGCUCACUGAUGUCCAGAUCAUGGACGUACAGUACAUCCUCGAUAUACAAGGGUUUCGCUCACUUAUGCUCUCUGCACCACUGGAAUAUGUCAUUGCCUUCAGUGUACACCAACUUGUGGAUGAGAUAAGAAGGCUAGUUCUAUCCUUUGAUGUUCAUCAAAAGAAUCUCGCGGUCACCUAACAGUAAAAAUUGACAGGCUUUGAAGUCGUGUGUCACUCCUUUGUAAUCUUCAAAGGA
Mizuhopecten yessoensis (Yesso scallop) is the source of this 1185-nucleotide messenger RNA. Its product is annotated as protein FAM173B-like. Lineage: Eukaryota; Metazoa; Mollusca; Bivalvia; Pectinida; Pectinidae. Gene Ontology annotation, molecular function: protein-lysine N-methyltransferase activity. Gene Ontology annotation, biological process: regulation of mitochondrial ATP synthesis coupled proton transport; peptidyl-lysine trimethylation; positive regulation of proton-transporting ATP synthase activity, rotational mechanism. The record is from RefSeq and is a predicted model, not a curated record. The transcript has 5 exons. Bases 169 to 789 code for a protein of 206 amino acids. Gene Ontology annotation, cellular component: mitochondrion.